Penicillium angulare is the source of this 516-nucleotide messenger RNA. RefSeq names its product SDR family oxidoreductase. The coding region runs from base 1 to 516 and encodes 171 amino acids. The record is from RefSeq and is a predicted model, not a curated record. The transcript is spliced from 5 exons. NCBI's taxonomy places the organism in Eukaryota, Fungi, Ascomycota, Eurotiomycetes, Eurotiales, Aspergillaceae. Gene Ontology annotation, molecular function: oxidoreductase activity.
AUGACCAACUUCGGUGACCUAGAUGCUAUGGAUGAUGAGGACUGGGAUAAGUGCUGGAACAUCAAUGUCAAAAGCAGCUUUUACUUAUUCAAGGCUGCCAAGCCCACAUUCGAUGCUAACCCCGAGGGUGGCGCAUUCAUCAUUACUGCCUCAACUGCUGGCGUGGCCCCAAGUGGUAGUAGUUUGCCUUAUGCCGUGACCAAGGCUGCGGUGCUACAUCUCAUGAAAUGUCUUGCGCAGUCUCAAGGCACUAAAGUUCGCGUCAAUGCCGUGUCACCUGGCCUGAUGCUUACUGAAUGGGGUCAGCAGUUCUCCCAGGAGAAGAUCGAUGCCAUGACAGACAAGAUGGUGCUGAAGAAGCUGCCCGAAGUCGAUGAUGCCGCCGAAGCGUUCAUCUCAAUCGCGAAGAAUUCUUCAAUGACGGGGCAAUCUGUUCAGAUUGGUAUGCAACUUUAUUCUUCUCCUGACGCUGAUCUUAGCGCUAACAUCUCAGAUUGCGGGUUUGCAAUCAAAUAA